AAGAUGAGCUAAAUGAGCUGAAGCCAUAGCUCCCUUGCUGCAUAUUUGUGAGCAAGUAAAAAUACUGUCUUGUUCUGUCCUGUAUUUCUUCCUCUGCUCUGCUCCUCCUCCAAAAUCCCCAACAAUUUACAGAUUCUUUAUUAUCCAUCCAUGGCUUUUGAUUUUAAACUACAAUGUCCUUUUUGUUUUUUCCUGUUCUUUCUGCUACUAUUAUACACAACCACUGCUCAAAGCUAUAGCAACAUAAGCUUGGGUUUAUCCUUUGUCGCACAAGAUGAUAACUUAGUAUGGCGGGCAUCACGUUCGGGUGAUUUUGCUGUCGGUUUUCGAAAAAUGGAAAUGGAUGGCUUCUUACUAUCAAUUUGGUUCGACAAAAUACCUGAAAAAACUGUUGUUUGGUCGGCCAAUAGAAACGAUCCAGUCGAAAAAGGGUCGAUAGUUGAACUGACAACCGGUGGUAACUUGGUCGUUAAAGAUCAAAAAGGCAGGCAGAUUUGGAGUUCUAUUUCGGCUGAUACUGGCGUUUCAUAUGCAGCCUUGCUUGACACAGGGAACUUGGUGCUAGCGAGCCAAGAUAAUACGAUAUUGUGGCAGAGCUUCGAGAAUCCUACCGAUACGCUGUUACCAACACAGACUAUGAAACUUGACACUCAAGUCAUUGCCCACUACACGGAAACGAAUUACUCAAGUGGACGGUACAAGUUUAUGCUGCAACGUGAUGGGAACCUUCUGCUAUAUACCACGAACUUUCCGUUUAAUGAUGCUGUGGCAGCUUACUGGUCGACCCAAUUCAAAGCCGAAGUAGCAGCAAUUGGACGAUCAAACCAUAAAAACUUAGUACAUCUACUCGGUUACUGCAACGAAGGACAAAACCGUCUCUUGGUGUAUGAAUACAUGAGAAAUGGUUCAUUAGCAAAGUUCUUGUUCAAAAUUUCUAGGCCAAACUUGUACGAAAGAACAAGAAUUGCUUUAGGAAUUGCAGAAGGGCUAUGUUACUUGCAUGAACAAUGUAGCUCUCGUAUCAUACAUUGUGAUAUCAAGCCGGAAAAUAUCCUUUUAGACGACACAUUCUCACCACGAAUUUCAGAUUUCGGGUUAUCGAAGCUUUUGAAAAACGAUCAAAGUAGAACCACAACUGCAAUACGAGGAACUAAAGGAUAUGUUGCCCCAGAAUGGUUCAAAAACAUGGCUAUUACAAUCAAAGUCGAUGUUUAUAGCUUUGGUAUUUUGUUGCUGGAGGUUAUUUGUUGUCGAAAAAAUUUCGAACAAGAUGUAGAGGAAGAAGAAGAGAUGAUAUUGGCUGAUUGGGUUUAUGAUUGUUAUAAGAGUGGAACAUUGCAUUGUUUAGUGGAGAAGGAUGAAGAAGCCAUGAAAGAUAUGAAAAAGGUUAAGAAAUUUGUGAUGAUUGCUAUAUGGUGUAUUCAAGAAGAUCCAUCUUUGAGACCUAUGAUGAAGAAAGUAAUACAAAUGAUGGAAGGUGCAGUUGAAGUUCCUGUUCCUCCUGAUCCUAACUCAAUUUUUAGUUCAAUCUAAAUUUGCUUUUGUAGACUAAAUAAAGGUUGUUUACAACUGAGCUUCUGCAUGUAUUUAAAGCUAGCUCCAUUACUUAGUUUUGUUAGGUGGAUUAUGAACUAUUUUUAGUAUCUAAUAUUUUGCAUCCUUGUCGAUUUUUUAAUUUUUUUAAUCGAUGCUUAAUCUUGUUCUCUA
Messenger RNA from Gossypium arboreum, 1707 nucleotides. RefSeq names its product G-type lectin S-receptor-like serine/threonine-protein kinase LECRK3. Gene Ontology annotation, molecular function: protein kinase activity; ATP binding. NCBI's taxonomy places the organism in Eukaryota, Viridiplantae, Streptophyta, Magnoliopsida, Malvales, Malvaceae. Gene Ontology annotation, biological process: protein phosphorylation. The record is from RefSeq and is a predicted model, not a curated record.